AUGUCAAAUUCUCAUGACAAUUAUUUUUCAAUAGCUCCUGAAAGUCUAUCAAAUUUAUUCGAACCUGAUGGAAUUCGAAAUGGAAAAAGUUUCGAACUUUUAUCACAGCUAAACGGAGUAUCUGGAAUCUGUGAACUCUUAAAAUCAAACGCUUCAAAAGGUAUAAGUGAAAACCCGUCUGAAUUAACUAAAAGAGCUCAGCAUUUUGGGGAUAAUCGUCCUCAUAUAUAUAAUAGAAAGCCCUUUUGGCGCUUUCUGCUCAUGCCACUAUCUGACACAGUCCUUCAAAUUUUAGUUAUAGCAUCAAUUGUAUCUUUGAUUGUAGGAACAAUUGAAGAUCCCAUCGAAGGAUGGUACGAAGGUCUCGCAAUUUUAGUUACUGUAUGCAUCGUAAUAUUCGUGACUGCCAUCAAUGACUACAAAAAAGAAUCCCAGUUCAUCAAGCUGAACCUGCAGACUGAUCUUUGUAAUAUAAUUGUUAUAAGGGAAGGAAUGGAAAAAGAAAUCACUUUAAAAGAGCUUUUAGUCGGUGAUUUAUUAUGUGUGACAACUGGUGAUAUAUUACAAGGUGACGGUAUCUAUAUAAGAGGGAGCGGAUUAAGUGUUGAUGAAAGCUCAAUUACAGGGGAAAGCAAAUUGGUCAAAAAAGAAGCCUUUCAAGACGGAGAUAUAGCUUAUGACUCAUUUUUGAUUUCUGGAGCAAAAAUUAUUGAAGGAAGCGGAUUGGUGCUUGUUUGUGCAGUAGGGCAGCACUCAGUGCUCGGGAGAAAUAGAAGAAUGAUGAACACUUUGGCAGAUGAGCCAGAAACUCCACUUCAAGAGAGAUUGACUGUUUUGGCUACGUUUUUAGGUAAAAUUGGAUUUUAUGCUGGCAUAAUUCUUUCCAUCGCAUUGCUUCUUCAUUUAUUUAUAGGUGCUUGGAUUGAUGAAAGAUGGGGCAAUCAAGAAUGAACAGAUCUUGUAGACGCAAUUAUUCUUGGGAUCACUAUUAUGGUGGUAGCCAUCCCCGAAGGUCUUCCUUUAGCUUUAACUUUAGCUAUGGCUUAUUCUAUCCUCCGCAUGAAAGAUGAACAAAUUUUCGUCAGGCACUUAAAAGGCUGCGAAAUCAUGGGAGCAGCCACCAAUAUUUUAUCAGACAAAACAGGGACUCUUACACAAAAUAUCAUGACUGUUACCAAAGCAAUGAUAUUUGGGGAAUCCUUAGACAAAAUUGACUGUUCAAAGUUUCCUUCUGACGACGUUAACUUGUUAGUAGAGUGCAUUUCUAGAAACUCGACUGCCUUUAUUAACAAUAAAAACCAAAAGCAUGAUUUGGUAGGAAACAGAACUGAAUGUGCCUUACUUAUGAUGCUGACACAAUGAGGGUUUGAUUACCAUGCUUUUAGAAACCCAGAACACCUUAUAGCGCAAUUUGCAUUUAACCCAAGAACUAAAAGAAUGACGACUGUAUAUGAUUCAGAGAAUGGAGAAGCAAUUGUAUAUUCAAAAGGAGCUGGAGAAGUUAUCCUGGAUUUUUGUGAUCAAGAGCUUCUGUGCAACGGACUUGCAGAGAAGCUGACAGAUGAAAGGAAAAAAAUUCUUUUGGAUAUUAUUAAAAAUUGGGCAGAUUUAGGAUUGAGAGUAAUUACGGUGGCGUAUAAGAAAACUUCUUUGGAAGAAAUAAUUACUGAAGGCCCUGAACGAAAAAUCAAUGAAGAAAAAGGUGAGCAAGGGCUAAUUUUAAUAGGAAUGCUAGGAAUUGAAGAUCCGCUGAGACCUGAGGCGAAACAAUCGGUAGAAAAAUGCAAAGUUGCUGGAGUUAUUGUCAGAAUGGUGACUGGAGAUAAUUCAGAGACUGCAAAACGUAUAACUUAUACUUAACUUAUUUAAGGUUGGCGGCUUGUCUGUUGGUAACGCAGUCGCCAAGGGUCUUUGCAAGGGAUUCACACGCUUUGCGACGUUGCCAGGGAGAAUUCGUUUGAGUUGAUAUGAUGGAUGGUCAAGCAUAGGUAGCAACCAGACACCCCAAUAAAGGAAACCCCACACCCCACCCCCCCCUUUCACAGAUGGCACCCCCAUCCCCCAUCAAAAAAUAAAGGGUUUAUCCUAUAAAAGUAAUUUAUAGGAAACAAGCAAAAUAAUUUAAAUAUAAUCCAAUUAAAAUACUAUAUUGAUAAAUUAAGUCCACAAAUUACUUUGUAUUUAUGAUUAAUUAAUAAAUUUAAAUUAAUUAGCAAUUAAUUAGAAAAUAUAUUAAAUUUGUUUUUUUUAUAUUUAUAAAUAUAAUGCCAAAGUUAUAGAUAAUGGCAUUAAUUAUUAAAUGAGCCAAGCAAAAUACAAUAACUUGCAUUAAAUUUAUUGAUUCAUAAAUUAAAGCAAAUCUCAUGCUCAUUGUACAAGGAUUGCAGGACUGAAUUGGUAACAGGAUUCAAUAGUGCUAAUAAAAAUAGUAUUUGCUAUUGUCAUUUUCACUUUUGAUCUAUAAUUGGGCUCUUUAGCCAUUGUUCCACAAAGUUCAUAAAUAUAUGCAGCAUAUACUGCUAAUUAAUCCCAAAAAUCAUUAUCAUGCUUUUUAACAAAAUUUCUUCAGAUGUGGUGUCUUAGUAAUUAUAGGAAAUUCUCACCCCAUUCCACCUACUCCUUAAUCGAUUGUGCUACGCUAUGUGAAUAUUGUAUAAAUCAGUAAUUUUGAAUAUUCAUAAUAAUAAUUUAUUUAUUACUUCUGCUGUAAAUUGGCAUUUUUCAUAUAUAUUUUAUGCUAUAUUAAGGGGGGUGGGGGGGGGGUACCAUUAAAAAGGGGGGGGUGGGGGGUGGGGGUGCCAUCUGUGAAAGGGGGGGUGGGGGUACCAUUAAAAAAGGGGGGUGGGGGUGUCUGGGUUGCGACCUGUGUUUGACCAUGAUGGAUUCACUUGACAAGUUAAUUCGAACACCAUCUUUUCUCUUCUUCAUCGCCUUAUGACAUUGCACCUAUGAAGUAGAGUUCUAUAUCUUUAUCUCAUUCUUGCCUUUUCGGCUCUAGUGUUGAGUAGGAAGGCUAUGGACUUUAGCAGCUGCUUGGGUUGAGCGAAAGAUUGCCUGCACAAAAGUUCCAAAAAUGGAAUAUUUCAGGUUGAUUUUCGGCAAAAAGAAAAAUUCAAAGCCUCGCUCUAGGAAGUUCCAUGGUCUAGGCAUUGUCUGUAGCUGAUUCUGGGCUUUGCCUUUCGAAUUUUUUCACUCAAGAAAUAUCAAAUCCUGAAAGCGGACAAAAGCUAGGCUUUUUACUUUACCAGAAUUGCUUACCUCGCAGUGUUGUCCAUAUCUGCACUAGCAACCUUUUCGGAUGUAAAUAAGUCUAUGCUCAAAGCUGCAUUGCCGGAGGCAAUACCUUAGUUGAGACGCCAUAUUUAUGCAAUAUGUAUAGCCAAAAACUGCGCAAUUUUACCACCUGGGAUUUUAGAUGAAGAAAUAGACGAUUAUAUAAUGGAAGGAGCUGUUUUCAGAGAAAAAGUAGGAGGACUUGUAACAGUGACUAAUGAGGAUGGAAAAUUGGAGGGGUUUAAGGUUGGAAAUCUUGAGGGUUUUAAAAAUAUUAUAAUCAGAUUAAGGGUUAUUGCAAGAUGCUCCCCUGAAGAUAAACUUUUACUUGUUAUUGGACUUAGAGCGCUUGGGGAAGUUGUUGGAGUCACAGGAGAUGGAUCAAAUGAUGCUCCAGCUUUAAAGCACAGUGAUAUAGGCCUUGCUAUGAUGUCAGGAACUCCGUUAGCUAAAGAAAGUGCUGAUAUCAUACUUCUUGAUGAUAACUUUGAAAGUGUCGUGAAUUCUGUGAAAUGGGGGAGAAACGUAUAUGCCUCUAUCAGGAAAUUUUUGACUUUUCAAAUGACAUGCAACGCAGUUGCAUUAGCCAUCAGUAUUAUUGGUGCUGGAACCACUUCUGACUCCCCUCUAAAUGCUAUUCAAAUGCUAUGGGUUAAUCUAAUUAUGGAUGCACUUGCUGCUUUAGCGUUAGCAACUGAACCUCCAACUGACCAGUUGUUUUUUACAAAACCUUUUGGAAGAAAGGAAAAAAUGAUAAUAAAAGACAUGGUAGUAUCGAUGAUCACACAAUCUGCUUACCAAAUUGGGAUUUUAUUAGUCAUGCUAUAUGAAGGACCAUGCAUCUUUGAUAUAAGCAAUUGCUUAGAAUUGCGGAGAAGGGCAUAAGGAUAGAGAGCUCUCUCUAUAGUUGGUCUUGCCAACCAAGGUUGGUCUAACCGACUGGAGGUUGAUAAAUUGAACGAUAAGAGGCUUAUUUGCCAACUAUCCAGUUGGUUUGACUAAUUUGAGUUGGCCAGAUCAACUGGAGAAAGGAACUCUCCAUCCUUACGCCCCUAUCGGGCAAUUCUAGGCAAUUACCUAUAUUGAAGAAGGAUGGGGGCAUGAUUCAUGAGAUGAGGAAAAUGGAAAGCAUUUUACCCUCAUUUUCCAUACAUUUGUGAUGAUGCAAAUUUUUAAUGAAAUUUGUUGCAGAAAAUUGUCAUUGUCUGAGAUAAACAUAUUUAAAGGGUUUUUCAAUAAUAGUAUAUUUAUUAGUAUCCUUGUAGUUACUACUGGGGUGCAGUUAUUAUUGGUUAACUUUGGAGGGAGCUUUGUCAGAUGUACAGCUUUAAGUCUAGAGCAUCAUUUGAUUUGUGUUGGAUUGGGAGCAGGUUGUAUUCUUGUGUCUUUGUUUGUUAGAUGCAUUUAUAAACUUUCUGGAAAAUCGAAAAAGAGCGUAGAAGAUGAAAAAUAUCCUUUGCUUAGGAGUAACUCUAGUAAUCAUUCUGAUUUAUAG
Messenger RNA from Blepharisma stoltei, 4768 nucleotides. NCBI's taxonomy places the organism in Eukaryota, Ciliophora, Heterotrichea, Heterotrichida, Blepharismidae. The record is from the annotation of a GenBank genome assembly.